Racocetra fulgida is the source of this 535-nucleotide messenger RNA. The record is from the annotation of a GenBank genome assembly. NCBI's taxonomy places the organism in Eukaryota, Fungi, Glomeromycota, Glomeromycetes, Diversisporales, Gigasporaceae.
GAAUUUGGGAACUUUACGAAAAGGUUUUCAACAAUAUAUUGGAUGAAAACGAUAAAGAAUGUUUUAUCCCUUUAAAGGCUUCUUCAAUCAAUAAAAAUAGUGACGUACAAUACUCAGACGAUGGUGAAGAAUCGACUUUAAUAACAGGUCCUCCGUUAGAAUCCACAAAAUCCACCACGACCAAUGAAGAAAAACCAGAUCCUCCACCAUCAUCCACCGUUUCUGUACUACCACCAUCUCAAUUAAUCCGUAAAUUAAGAUGGAUCACACUGGGAUAUCAAUAUCAUUGGUCUACAAAAACAUACCAUUUUGAUCGUCGAUUUGAAUUUCCUCAAGAUAUUAACGAUUUAACAACUGCAGUGGUAAAAGCAAUAGAUGGAGUUGGUUUUCCAGAUGGUAGUUUUAUUCACAAAUAUGAUGUGACAAAAUGGAAACCGGAAGCUGGUGUAGUUAAUUAUUACCAACUUAAAGAUAAUUUAAUGGCACAUGUUGAUCGAAGUGAAAUAAAUAUGGAUGCUCCCUUAAUAUCUUUUAG